AUGUGCAGAGUUCAUUCAGUCACCACUGAUAAGAAGGGAGCCCGCCCUCACAAAUCAGAGAUUGUACAUGCUGUUGGAUUUUACACUAUCAUAAUCAAGAAAAUCCAGGAGGUUCCUCGAGCUAAAGCCCUAUACAGCUACAGAGGACACAACCCUGGAGAACUAAGGUUCAACAAAGGUGACAUUAUUAUAUUGCAUCGUCAGCUGGAUGAAAACUGGUACCUAGGAGAAAUCAAUGGGGUCAGCGGAGUUUUCCCAACAAACUCAGUGCAAGUUAUCAAACAGUUGCCACAGCCGCUAGCCCUGUGCAGAGCACUAUAUAACUUUGAUCUGAAAUCCAGGAAUAAAAAUGAUAAGGACUGCCUGACUUUUCAUAAGGGUGAUAUAAUCACUGUAAUCAGCCGAGUGGAUGAGAACUGGGCAGAGGGGAAAUUGGGUGACAAAACUGGAAUUUUCCCCAUCUUGUUUGUGGAGCCCAAUACAACAGCACGACAACUCCUCCAAACAAGCAAAAGUCUGCAGUCUUCACCCUUACGGAGACCCUUGCCUAGAGCGAAAUGCAUGGAGUCCCCUGAUUUCUGCAGAGGGUCAGAAUCUAGAAGGAAGAGCAUGAAGCAAUUCUCAAUUACCACUGCCUUAAAUACUCUCAACAGGAUGGUCCAUUCGCCCACAGAGCGGCAAUCUCUGGAGAUCAGCUCUCCUGUGCUCAUCAGCUCCAGCAAUCCAUCUGUGGCUGCCCAGAACAAUGAGAAAACAGAAUUCCCAUAUAGCACCCCUGCUCAGGUCAAUACUUCCUAUUACUCUACGCCUGGAUCUCUGGGGAAUUCUACAGCCAUUGUUACUUUUCCCCACUUACAGCAACACCUGUCAGUGAAUAUGUGCGUUGCUUUACACUCCUAUACAGCUCAUGGUCCAGAUGAACUAGAACUGCAAAAAGGAGAAGGCAUUCGUAUUUUGGGGAAAUAUCAAGAAGGCUGGCUAAAAGGAAUGUCGUUGGUCUCAGGAAAAGUUGGGAUCUUCCCUAGCAAUUACGUCACUCCAUUUUUCAGGAAAUCAUCAAGUUUCCCUGAUUCAAGAAUGCCUUCCCUCUAUGCUACUUGGACAUUAUCUACUUCCUCACUUUCAUCCCAGGGAAGCAUCUCAGAGAAUGGCCCAAGGCAAAGCAGAUCUUUGAAAUCCGCCUUCAUGCCGACAUCUUUGGCCUCACCUAUGAGGGAUCUCUCUGUGCCAGCUGCUUCAGGGCAAACAGCAUCACAGAGGAGGGGACGUGGCAACAAUAGGAAGAAUGGAUCUCUUCAGAAACCUGUGCAGCCUAUAGCUCUUAUUCCACUCAUCGGCUCCCUGAGGCGCACUUCUGCCACCCCUUUACGACCCCAGCAAUCUCCAAUAUAUCAGCAUAUCUCCAGUCUGCCCCGAGGAGCUGGCACAGCUGACACAGGAGCCAGGCUAAAUUCUUCCCAUGAUUCUUCAUUGGUGUUAGUGCCUCGGAGUGGAAACAGCAGAGCUCCUUCUGUGUGUAGCUCAGUACUAGACACCAAAGAAUUGCCAACAAAAGGCGAAUUGACUCUAAAGCCACCUGCAUCCGCUCCACCCUCCAUACUGGUGAAGCCAGAUACCUCCAGAAACACUACUGAGAAGCAAGUGAAAACAGUGAGGUUUCAGAACUACAGCCCUCCACCAUCCAAGAGACACAGCUCUCAGUUUUCAUCCAGCCUGCCCAAUGGCAAGACUGAGCAAGGAGGAGCUACUGAAGCCACACAAACAGAAGCAACGAAGGGCCCUGAUGCCUCAGCUCUCUAUUCCCACCGCAUUGGCUCUAGUCCGGUUCAUCAAAGAAGGAUGCUGCAUCCCAAGACCUCCUCCCUGGACCUUUCUAGCCAAGCAGGUCACCUGACCUUUCCUACAAAAAAGAAUUAUAACAGCACCUCUGAAAAUUGAUAAAAGGUUAAAAAGAUGAGAAAAGAACCACUUUAAAGAGCCGAAUAAAAAAAACUGAUGAGUGAGUUCAGCUUGCAAUGAUUUCUGAAUGUCCAUGGCUCUGAUCCCUACAUGACAGAUGGGGAAGAAGAACAGCACAAGGUUGCCUGUGGCUUGCAGGACCUCAGAUACUCUGCAAGGACAACUCUGAUUCCAUAGACAUCCAUGCAGAUGCAUCCAUAAAAGCCCAGUGUCAGCAAACCACUUUAACCCACACCACUAACAUGGCUUUGCUCUGGCACUUCAGCUACUUCUAGUGUUGUCAGUGGCUCUAACACUUACGCCUUUCUGACAGGAACACAAGGGGAGGGGGGAAUUGCUGUGACACAUGAAUGCAUUUUUAUUUCCAUAAAUAGCCAUGUUUUGUCAUUGCGGGGAAAAGGAGGGAAAGGACCGUGACACAAGAAGUUUCACAUAUGA
Molecule: messenger RNA, 2397 nt
Organism: Gekko japonicus
Lineage: Eukaryota; Metazoa; Chordata; Lepidosauria; Squamata; Gekkonidae
Gene: SH3RF2
Product: SH3 domain containing ring finger 2
Exons: 10
Coding region: 1-1938 (645 amino acids)
Biological process (GO): positive regulation of JNK cascade; positive regulation of proteasomal ubiquitin-dependent protein catabolic process; negative regulation of apoptotic process
Cellular component (GO): nucleoplasm
Molecular function (GO): ubiquitin protein ligase activity; protein phosphatase 1 binding
Source: RefSeq, a predicted model, not a curated record